This is a messenger RNA of Vicugna pacos (alpaca), 3558 nucleotides long. NCBI's taxonomy places the organism in Eukaryota, Metazoa, Chordata, Mammalia, Artiodactyla, Camelidae. The record is from RefSeq and is a predicted model, not a curated record.
AUGUCCAGGAGCCGGUCUCGGAGCCGGUCUCGGUCCCCCACGUUCGCUGACCCCGAGGGGCGGCAUCCCCCUCCCGCUACCACUGGGGGGCGCGCCCCCCGCGGGGCGAAUCUGAACCCGGGGCCCGCGGGGCCCGGCGCGCAGCGCUUUGUUCCCGGCGGAGGCGGCGCUUCCCCGCCCGGAGGUGGGCCCGAGCCCCGCGCCGAGCUGGCGCCGCGGCCCGCGGCCUGGGGACGCAGCCCGGCGGGCGGAAGCUGGGAGCGGGCCGGGCGGGUCCCGGGGAAGGCGUGUCCGGUCCGGGCGGCCGCGGCCGAGCGGGGACCCCACGCGCCCGCCCCGCGCUCCCCGGGAACCGACCGGACUGGGGAGGUGGGCGGCGUGACCCAGCGGGGCCGGCCCGGCCGCCCGCGUUUCAUCCGCGCGGAGGCUCGGGAUCCGCCAGGCCUCUCCCAUGUCUCGGCCCCAGCUCUCCCGGAGAUGCCAGGGGUCCUGUGGGAGGACCCGGGCGGAGUUGGUGUGGAUGACUACAGCUCAGAGUCUGAUGUGAUUAUUGUACCUUCAGCCCUGGACUUUGUCUCACAAGAUGAAAUGUUGACGCCGCUGGGGAGGUUGGACAAGUAUGCUGCGAGCGACAACGUGUUUAACAGACAAAUGGUGGCCCGGAGUUUGCUGGAUACACUGAGGGAAGUCUGCGAUGAUGAAAGAGAUUGUAUUGCCGUUUUGGAAAGAAUUAGCAGAUUAGCUGAUGACUCAGAACCAACAGUGAGAGCGGAGCUGAUGGAGCAGGUGCCCCACAUCGCCUUGUUCUGUCAAGAAAACCGGCCCGCCAUCCCCUAUGCUUUCUCCAAAUACCUGCUGCCUAUCGUGGUGAGGUACCUGGCAGAUCAGAAUAACCAGGUGAGGAAGACCAGCCAGGCGGCCCUGCUGGCUCUGCUGGAGCAGGAGCUGAUUGAACGGUUCGACGUGGAGACCAAAGUGUGCCCCGUCCUCGUGGGGCUGACCGCCCCCGACAGCACCGACGACGUGAAGACGGAAGCGGUGGCCAUAAUGUGCAGAAUGGCCCCCAUGGUUGGGAAGGACAUCACCGAGCGCCUUAUCCUCCCCAGGUUCUGUGAGAUGUGCUGUGACUGCAGAAUGUUUCACGUUCGAAAGGUGUGUGCUGCCAACUUUGGAGACAUUUGCAGCGUAGUUGGCCAGCAGGCUACUGAGGAAAUGUUGCUGCCUAGGUUUUUCCAGCUUUGCUCUGAUAACGUGUGGGGCGUCCGGAAGGCCUGUGCCGAGUGCUUCAUGGCAGUUUCCUGUGCAACGUGUCAAGAAAUCCGACGGACUAAAUUAUCCGCACUGUUUAUUAAUUUGAUCAGUGAUCCUUCACGUUGGGUUCGCCAGGCAGCUUUUCAGUCUCUGGGACCUUUCAUAUCUACUUUUGCUAAUCCAUCUAGCUCAGGCCAGUACUUUAAAGAAGAAAGCAAAAGUUCAGAUGAUGCAUCAGUAGAAGAGAAAAAUAGGACCAGAGACCAGGAAGCCCCCGAGGAUGUCCAGAUCAGGCCGGAGGACGCCCCCGCGGAGCCAGCCACUGGUCCUCCCCGUGUUGAACUGGAAGGCACGCCGGAAGACGGUGCUGAAAGCCCUUGGAGACCUCCUGGCGAAGGAGCCGCUCUGGUGGGCAGCUCUGUGCUCUGUGCUUGGUCCUCAGAGCCCCCCCAGGAGGCGGCCGGCGACGAGAAGGACAGAAAGCCUGGGCAUGGCCGGUCUGCAUCACGGUUGGAGGAGCCAGGCCUCCUGGACCAGGAGUACAACUCCUUCCAUUUCUGGAGGACUCCUCUUCCCGAAAUAGAUCUUGACGUGGAGCUGGGGCAGGGCUCUGGGAGCCCCCUCGGCCCGGAGGGCCCGGGAGCAGCGCCCCAAGUCUCCGUGCCUGGCUCUGCGAGCCUCACCAUGGCCACCAGGAAGGAGCUGGAGGAGCUGAUCGAGAACCUGGAGCCGCACGUCGACGACCCGGACGUCAGAGCGCAGGUGGACGUGCUGGCCGCCGCCCUGCGCGCCUCCAGCCUGGAUGCCUCCUCCGUGCCUUUGAUCAGCGAUGCUGUUGAGGACGUGGACUCCGCCCUCUGCUACAUGCGCCACGAUCCGGACUUGGGCAGCGACGGCGGUUUCAGCCCCGACGAGGAGAGGAGACCCAGAGUCCAGGAUGUGGUACCUCAGGCUCUGCUGGACCAGUACCUGUCCAUGACCGACCCCUCCCGGGCCCAGACAGUCGACACGGAGAUCGCCAAGCACUGCGCCUACAGCCUGCCGGGCGUGGCCCUGACCCUGGGCCGGCAGAACUGGCACUGCCUGCGGGAGACCUACGAGACGCUGGCCUCGGACAUGCAGUGGAAGGUUCGGAGAACCCUGGCCUUCUCCAUCCACGAGCUCGCCGUCAUCCUGGGGGAUCAGCUGACGGCAGCAGAUCUGGUUCCAAUUUUCAAUGGAUUCUUGAAAGACCUCGAUGAAGUCAGGAUAGGUGUCCUGAAACACCUGCAUGAUUUUCUAAAGCUCCUUCAUGUUGACAAGAGACGAGAGUACCUGUACCAGCUGCAGGAGUUUCUGGUGACGGACAACAGCAGGAACUGGCGCUUCCGGGCGGAGCUGGCUGAGCAGCUGAUCUUGCUCCUGGAGCUGUACAGCCCCAGGGACGUCUAUGACUACCUGCGCCCCAUCGCCCUGAGCCUGUGCGCGGACAAGGUCUCCUCUGUCCGCUGGAUCUCCUACAAGCUGGUCAGCGAAAUGGUGCGGAAGCUGCACCGCGCGGCGCCGCCCUCCUUUGGGGUGGACCUGAUCCAUGAGCUGGUGGAGAACUUCGGCCGCUGCCCACGCUGGUCCGGGCGCCAGGCCUUCGUCUUCGUCUGCCAGACGGUCAUCGAGGACGACUGCCUCCCCAUGGACCAGUUUGCGCUGCACCUCAUGCCGCACCUGCUGACCUUGGCCAACGACAGAGUCCCCAACGUUCGAGUGCUGCUCGCCAAGACGCUAAGACAGACUCUACUAGAAAAAGAGUACUUCUCGGCCUCGGCCAGCUGCCACCAGGAGGCGGUGGAGCAGACCAUCGUGGCCCUGCAGAUGGACCGCGACAGUGAUGUCAAGUACUUCGCCAGCACCCACCCUGCUGGCACCAGGAUCUCCGAAGACGCCUUGAGCACGGCCUCCUCCACCUACUAGUCGCCGCGGCCGCGGGUCCCGCUGCCCCGGUCUCCAGGGGCCGGGUGCCUGGACGUCGGUGGCCAGGCUCGGUGUGUCCUGGAAGCUCGGAGGAGGCGACCCUGACCCACAGGAGAAGAGCGGCGUCCCGGGCUCCAGAUGCACGUGCUGCUUUCCGUGGGCGGGAGCGUCUGCUGUGAGCCGAGGAGGAGGAGUAGGAAGCCCACAGCAGCCCUGAGGUGACACUCCUCCCAUUCAGACCAGGGCUGGAGGAGAGCGGAGACAGCUGUCCCCGGCCUCCGUCCUGUGAGCACGCGGAGAGCGCGGCCUGGGAGGGUGCGCACAGAGGGACGUUCCCCAGUGGCCUGUGCAGGUCAGGCC